CAAGUUACACCGCUUGAAAGCCCAAGCCCAGUGAGCAAGCAAGUGGCUCAAGCUGACACAUGCGACCCUGAACAAAACAUAAACCUCGUCGACAUCUAAAAGAUCUUCUUUUUCACCUACUCACACACCGACGCAGGGUUAGGGUUUCUGUUACAAGAUGCAGCAGCCACCGCAGAUGAUUCCUGUCAUGCCUUCUUUUCCACCCGCAAACAUUACCACCGAGCAGAUUCAAAAGUACCUUGAUGAGAACAAAAAGUUGAUUUUGGCAAUUUUGGACAAUCAAAAUCUUGGAAAACUGGCCGAGUGUGCACAGUACCAAGCUCAGCUUCAAAAGAAUUUGAUGUAUUUAGCUGCAAUUGCUGAUGCACAACCUCAAGCACCAGCAAUGCCUCCCCAGAUGGCCCCACAUCCUGCGAUGCAAGCAGGGGGAUUUUACAUGCAACAUCCUCAGGCAGCAGCAAUGGCUCAACAACCGGGCAUUUUUCCUCCAAAGAUGCCAUUACAAUUCAAUAACCCUCACCAAAUUCAGGAUCCACAGCAACAGCUACAUCAACAACAUCAGCAACAUCAAGCUAUGCAAGGACAAAUGGGAAUGAGACCUGGUGCCACCAACAAUGGCAUGCAUCCCAUGCAUGCUGAGAGCGCUCUUGGAGGUGGCAGCAGUGGAGGGGCUCCUUCAGCAGCAGGGCCAAAUGAUGUCCGUAGUGGAAGCAAGCAAGAUGCUUCUGAUGCUGGGACAACAGGUGCUGAUGGUCAGGGCAGCUCAGCUGGUGGACAUGGUGCUGGUGACGGAGAGGAGGCAAAGUGAUAUGGUCCCAUGAGUACUGUGGUUGUUGAUAGUAGGUGCCUGUUACAGUAGAACUGGUAUCGCUCCAGAGAUGUUUGGUAGAUGGAGAUUAGAAUUGAAAUUUUCUUGUACUCUUGAAUUUUUAACAGAUUAGGUAGGUAAGUUGUGUUGUAAGAGAGUCUUGGCAUGGCAGUGAAUGAAUUACAAAGGUGAGACAAUGGCGGUUUUAGUUGUGAAAAGAGAAGGCUGAAGCAUUUGGCCUCUACCUCCAUGUUUGUCAUUUUGUAAUAACUUGAAAUGCAUGCAUCGUGUUUUAGAAAUGAGUUAGGCAGUUGUAAUUUAUUUUAA
Messenger RNA from Pistacia vera, 1135 nucleotides. Its product is annotated as GRF1-interacting factor 3. Gene Ontology annotation, cellular component: nucleus. NCBI's taxonomy places the organism in Eukaryota, Viridiplantae, Streptophyta, Magnoliopsida, Sapindales, Anacardiaceae. The transcript is spliced from 6 exons. The coding region runs from base 158 to 808 and encodes 216 amino acids. Gene Ontology annotation, biological process: leaf development; cell population proliferation; positive regulation of transcription by RNA polymerase II. The record is from RefSeq and is a predicted model, not a curated record. Gene Ontology annotation, molecular function: transcription coactivator activity.